Molecule: messenger RNA, 1814 nt
Organism: Danio rerio (zebrafish)
Lineage: Eukaryota; Metazoa; Chordata; Actinopteri; Cypriniformes; Danionidae
Gene: dhh
Product: desert hedgehog signaling molecule
Biological process (GO): gliogenesis; proteolysis; protein autoprocessing
Cellular component (GO): Golgi membrane; Golgi apparatus; endoplasmic reticulum membrane
Molecular function (GO): peptidase activity
Source: RefSeq, marked validated
GAGGAUGCCAUCAAUUCAUCCUUGCUUGGAGUACUGAAACAUGACUAUAUGAAUGGAUUGACGUAAAUAUAGUAGUAAUUAUAUGUAUUGAUUUUCACUCAUCACACCUGCCUGGAUGUUUUGCUUAAUAAUCAGGUAACCAGCACACUUUGGUCAAUGAUUCACGAAAUCUUUCCCCGCUUUAAUUCAACACCGUGAUAUGGACAUGGAAAAAGUCAGUUGUGUCAGAGAGAUGUCACGGGGUGUUUGGAGAGACGCUCGCGCUGCAGGACUCGCGGCUCGCUGAUCUCCUAGCAAACUCCACGCGCGUCAAUGACGUUGGCUCCUUGGUUAAGGCUGGCACGGCUUGGCCUGCUGACUGCGUGUCUUUAUUCAUGGCUGGUGGUUGACGGAUGCGGCCCGGGUCCCGGUUACGGCGGUCGCCACAGGCAGCGCAAGUUGACUCCGAUGUCCUAUAAGCAAUACGUGCCCGGCGUCUCCGAGAACAACCUGGGCGCGAGCGGAAGAGCGGAGGGCAGGAUCACGCGCAGCUCGGAGCGCUUCAAUGAGCUCGUGUGCAACUACAACACUGACAUUGACUUCAAAGACGAGGAACGCUCCAAUGCUGACCGCUUCAUGACCAAGCGCUGUAAGGACUGUUUAAAUAAACUGGCAAUAGCAGUAAUGAACCAGUGGCCAGGGGUUCGACUGCGGGUGACAGAGGCCUGGGAUGAGGAUGGCCAUCACCCUCCUGGUUCUCUACAUUAUGAGGGCCGUGCAGUCGACAUCACCACCUCAGAUCGGGACACAAAAAAAUACGGCCUACUUGCACAGCUGGCAGUCGAGGCAGGAUUUGACUGGGUGCACUAUGAAUCCAAGUAUCACGUGCACUGCUCUGUCAAAGCAGAUCACUCUGUAGCCGUGGAGAAAGGUGGCUGCUUUUCGGCAUCUGGACUUGUGACAAUGGCUGAUGGUGUACAAAAGCCCAUGUCAUGUUUGUGGCCUGGAGAGAAGGUGCUUUCUGUGUCUGGGUCAGGUGAAGUUGUUUUUAGUCGGGUACUUCUCUUUCUUCAUCUGGACAGAGAGAGCAGAACCAGUUUCUUUAUUAUUACUACUGAAAAUGAGAAACGAAUAGCACUUACUCCCAAUCACCUCAUCUUUGCGGCUCACAAUCUCAAACUGCACCAUCAUGACUAUGAAACUGUAUUUGCCAGAAAUGUUAGGAUUGGGGACUAUAUACUUACUACUGGUGGCGAUAGAGGAAUCCAGCCAUCUAAAGUGGUCUCAGUUUCUCUGGAGGAGAGGAUGGGGGUUUAUGCUCCCUUGACAGAACAUGGGAACCUAUUUGUGGAUGGCGUGCUGGCGUCCAACUACGCUACUUUUCAGGAUCACGGACUCGCGCACACUGUAUUUUGGCCUUUUCGUGUCCUGUUUGUCUUUUUUAACAAAGAAAUGGAGGAGGACUUGCAAAGAGUGGCGGUGCCUUAUAUCUGUUCCACAAAUCAGACCAUUCUCACAAGUGUGAUGCACAGUAGAUUAUCCAGUGUGUUCAAAUGGCAAGAUGCCACAAGGGCUGAAAUGGAAAAUGCUUUCUUGCAACAAAAGGAGGUUUACUGGUAUGCAAGGCUUUUGCACACAUUAGGACGUAUAUUUCUUGACCCACAAAGAUUUUAUUGAUGGUCAAGACACUGAAUAUGCUCAGGGAUGGGCAAAAAUAUUAAAAUGUAUUUUAAAAUAAAAUACCAAAUAACUCAAUCUUAUAUGUAUCAAAAUAAACUACAAAACACAUCAGCCACUAAUGUAUCAAAAUAAAAUACUGUACUUUGAAAAUACUA